Molecule: messenger RNA, 1555 nt
Organism: Hydractinia symbiolongicarpus
Lineage: Eukaryota; Metazoa; Cnidaria; Hydrozoa; Anthoathecata; Hydractiniidae
Product: N6-adenosine-methyltransferase TMT1A-like
Exons: 1
Coding region: 139-1032 (297 amino acids)
Molecular function (GO): S-adenosylmethionine-dependent methyltransferase activity
Source: RefSeq, a predicted model, not a curated record
UUAUGGGCACAAGAAGCUGACGUAGUGGACACCGGCGAGGUAGUAACGACGCUUGGAAACUUCGCUAGUGUACGAUUUUUUAAAAUAAUUGCUGAAUUUAUACUACAUUUUUCGUUGUUUUGUAGACAUAAAAAGAAAAUGUCAAAUGUUAUUUUAUCUGGUCUGACAACCAUCACCACAAUAAGUGUGUUUGAUGGCUGGGACAAUAUUGCAGACAUUUUAUCAGAUAUCCGCAAGAUUGGCUGUUGGUUUCAUCGCUCGUUACCGGACAACAAAUUCGUAAAAGUUGCCGUUUACGGUUUUGGUUCGCUGGUAGUUUUGCGUUCUUUACCGUUUGUUUUGAGACGGUCCUCAUUCUUCUCAUAUUGUGAAAAAGAAAUGAUAUAUUUCCAUCGCAGCAAUAGCAAUCCCGACGUUAUUAGAUACAAAGAAGAGUUGUUAAAAGAAUUGAAAGACGAGGAGCACGGCUUGCCAUUGCUUGAAGAUGAAAAGUUGGUGAUUUUGGAAUUAAAUGCUGGUGGUGGCACCAACUUGUCUUACUAUCCCAAAGGUGCUUACUACAUUGCCACUGACAUCCAUGAGGAAUGUAAAGAACAGUUGGAGAACAACUUCUUUCUAGAUAGCGACGAGGAGAAUAUAAAACUUAAUCGGUUUAUAAAUACUAUUCCAGAAGAACUAAACAGCGUUCCAGACAAUUCAGUUUCUUGCGUCGUGUCCUUUCAUGCUUUGUGUUCGGCAAGGGGUACUUUUAGAGCUUUGGAGGAAAUUAAGCGGGUUUUAAUGCCUGGAGGAAAGUUAUAUUUUAUCGAGCAUACAGCGGUAACUGAAAGAUGGACCGCUAUGUGGGUUGCGCAGAUAAACUUUAGACCGUCCAUGUUCCUCGUGGGUUGUUGUAUUAAAAAUAUUGGAAGUUACAUCGAGAAUGUGGGCUUUUCUGAGGUGAAUUACAAAAACACUUGGGUUGAUAUGAGUAAACUAAUCGGUCCAUUACGUUCUCUAGCUCCACAUGUGUACGGCUAUGCUGUGAAAUAAAUCUUGUGUAUUCCAUUGGUUGCGUGAAGAAGAAUAUAGAUUGAAAUUCUGUACGAAGCAUGUCUUUUAGUAGCCAUUUUUUUUAAGCUCAGCAUUCCUAACUUAGGGCUUUCUUCAUUUUAGCCAGUGUUAUGUUAUAAGAAAAACGCUUUUAUGCAGAAUUACCAAUAUGCAAUGAAAAAAGCUCUUUUUGCAUGUGAAGUUGUGUGCAGCUCAAAAUAUGGUAGCCUUUUCCGUAGAGUGCUUGUGAUAAAUUCCUAAUAGAUAAGAAAUGUAUUUUUGACUUAUAGAAUAUAGACUUGUUAUAUUUUGUAUGCAAUGUAGGUAUAAAAAUUAGAAUUAUUUUGUAAAAUAAGAUAUCCAACAGGCGAGGUGUUUUUACAUGCAUUUUGACAAAAACCUUUCAGCUCUUAAUUGUCAUUAGGCGAUUUAGUAAGUAAUUGAUUGAGAAUACAUAGGCCGUGAAUUAUUGUAGAAAUUAUUGUAGAAAUUGACAAAGCAUUUUCCGAAAAUAUUUUUGUAG